Nicotiana attenuata is the source of this 701-nucleotide messenger RNA. RefSeq names its product 60S ribosomal protein L32-1-like. The transcript has 4 exons. NCBI's taxonomy places the organism in Eukaryota, Viridiplantae, Streptophyta, Magnoliopsida, Solanales, Solanaceae. The coding region runs from base 106 to 507 and encodes 133 amino acids. The record is from RefSeq and is a predicted model, not a curated record. Gene Ontology annotation, molecular function: structural constituent of ribosome. Gene Ontology annotation, cellular component: ribosome; cytosolic large ribosomal subunit. Gene Ontology annotation, biological process: translation.
UAAACCCUAGCUAAUGCCCGACUGCUUCCUAUAUAAACCUAACAUACUCCUCUCAUCCAGAAUACCCAGCGGUUCUGAAGAAACCCUAAUUAACACAGAGUAACAAUGGCGGUUCCUCUACUGAAGAAGACGAUAAUCAAGAAAAGGGUGAAGCAAUUUAAGAGGCAUCAAAGUGAUAGGAGAAUCACUGUCAAGACAAAUUGGCGCAGACCAAAGGGUAUUGACUCCAGAGUCAGGAGAAAGUUCAAGGGAUGUGUCUUGAUGCCCAACAUUGGCUAUGGUUCAGACAAGAAGACUCGUCAUUAUCUUCCUAAUGGCUUUAAGAAGUUUGUUGUACACAAUGCAAGUGAACUUGAUAUUUUGUUGAUGCACAAUAGGACUUACUGUGCAGAGAUUGCACAUAAUGUAUCCACCAGGAAGAGGAAGGAGAUUGUCGAGCGAGCAGCCCAACUAGAUGUUGUAGUAACUAACAAGCUUGCUAGGUUGCGCAGCCAGGAAGAUGAAUGAGUUCCUGGUUUUAGUUAGUAUUGUCAACAGAUGUUUGUUGUGCAAUCAGAUGUUUUCGGAAAUGUUGCUAAGUUUUGAUGGACCAUGUAAUUUUGUUAGGCGUUUGUCAUACCUUGAGAUAAUAUACAGGGAUUUUUAUGUGUUUCCAUAUUAUUUUUUUCAAAAUGAUAAAGCUAUGCGAUGUUACUUGAGUA